CAUUUUAGAUUUGUCAAAAUUGAUUUUAUACGACUAUCAUUAUAACUACAUGCAAAAAAAAUUCCCUCCCCAGUCUCUGCAUCUCUUGUACUCGGACACUGAUUCGUUGAUUUACCACGUUCAGUGUGAUAACAUUUAUGAUUCCAUUCGACCCGACUUAGCUUCACGUUUCGACACAUCAAAUUAUGCGCCAGGUAAUGAUCAACGAUUCCCCUUAGUCAACAAGGGUGUAACAGGGGUGAUGAAAGAUGAGGCCGCUGGCAAGAUCAUUACGGAAUACGUGGUUCUUCGCCCGAAACUCUACGCAUACAAGAUGGAGGAUGGUUCUUGUAUGCGUAAAGCGAAAGGAGUUAAGGCCAACGUAAUCCAAUCACUUCUGUUCCCUCAAUACCUGGAUUGCUUGCUUAAAAAUUCUCGGAUUCUAGGCAGUCAAUACCAUUUCCGUUCGCAAGGCCACACCGUGUUUACGGAGCGAGUGAACAAGAUAGCACUGUCUUCAGGAGAUGAUAAGCGUUGGCUUUCUGAAGACGGUGUCAGCACAUUACCUUGGGGGCAUAAAGAUCUGUGUCCUUCUAAAACUUGUGCCCCGCCCGAUCCCUCCUAAUAAUUGUACAUAUUUCCAUUUUUUUUUUUUUUCCUCUGAUUACGUUCACCAGUGAGACGAACACUGCUGACCUAACCUCCGAGCAGUGGUUGCAGGAACACACCAGCGCUCACCACUCCUCCCCUGCUCGGAGGGAGCUUCAAGUGUUUAUAUGUGUGUGUGUGUGGGGAAGGCAAACAACAGCGGUUCAUCCGCCUCCCCCCACACACGAAAGAAAAAAAAAUUAUCCUGAGAGGGGUGUGUUCACCGCCCCCCACCGCGCCGCGCCAUGUCAUGACAACUGAUCCUUUCCAUUAUGCAUGUGGAGAGAAAAACUGUCGAUCUCCCCAACCCAGACAAUGGAACGGAUCCCAUCAGCGUUGGCGGCCUCUUUCUUCGUGGAAGUGGUGGAGGAGGGGACGAGUAUUCCAGCCGACAUUGUGGCGGCCUUCUUCGCAGAAGACCUGCUGGAAGGGCCGUCGUCUCCCCCUCCUCCUCCAACACCGCCGGCCAAGACUUUGCCGCUGCUGUUGGUGGCGGGCCCCUCUGGGACAUGUCCCUGGGGUCGGCCGCUAACAGCCGACGAAAAAAGAGGGUUCCGGCUACCUGCUACACACCAGCAGGUGCCGGCUCUGCCUAGCGGCAAAGUCGUGGCCAAGCUGAUGGCUAUGGACGCCCAGCGGGGAAGGGGGGGGGGAUAA
Messenger RNA from Bacillus rossius redtenbacheri, 1284 nucleotides. RefSeq lists its product as uncharacterized. The transcript has 2 exons. The record is from RefSeq and is a predicted model, not a curated record. NCBI's taxonomy places the organism in Eukaryota, Metazoa, Arthropoda, Insecta, Phasmatodea, Bacillidae. Bases 904 to 1284 code for a protein of 126 amino acids.